Molecule: messenger RNA, 678 nt
Organism: Asparagus officinalis (garden asparagus)
Lineage: Eukaryota; Viridiplantae; Streptophyta; Magnoliopsida; Asparagales; Asparagaceae
Exons: 1
Coding region: 1-678 (225 amino acids)
Source: RefSeq, a predicted model, not a curated record
AUGUCUAGCUCAUCUAGCUCUAGCGAUGGUGAAAUGAUGAAGACGUUCUUUCUUAUGGGAGCUGCUGCCGUCGAGGAAGAAGUACAAGGGAAAGGUUCAACUUCAAUUCAACACAAAAGACGUACCGUGCUCCACCGAUACCGACUGGAAGGCCACAAUCGGUUGUUCCAAGAUUAUUUUGCUGACACACCAACAUAUCCUCUUCAUUAUUUUCGUCGAAGAUUCAGAAUGUCGCGUUCGUUAUUCCUUCGAAUCCACGACGCUGUCGUCGAACAUGACAAGUACUUCGUCCAAAAGAGGAAUGGUGCUGGACAGUUAGGACUAUCUAGCCUUCAAAAGAUUACUGCAGCUAUGCGGAUGCUCGCAUAUGGAGCAUCCGCUGACGCCGUUGACGACUACGUUCGGAUCGGUAAAAGUACGUCGCUUGAGAGCGUGAAGAGGUUCGUUCGAUCGAUUAUCAACAUCUUUGGGGAGGAAUACCUUCGUUCACCGACUAAUGAAGACGUUGCACGCCUGCUCGAGGAGGGUUCACAACGAGGUUUUCCUGGUAUGCUUGGGAGCAUUGACUGCAUGCACUGGGUAUGGAAGAACUGUCCAACCGCCUGGCAAGGUAUGUAUACUGGGCAUUUUCAUGAACGUACAAUUAUUUUGGAGGCCGUAGCUAGCAAAGAUCUUUGA